Molecule: messenger RNA, 963 nt
Organism: Aspergillus calidoustus
Lineage: Eukaryota; Fungi; Ascomycota; Eurotiomycetes; Eurotiales; Aspergillaceae
Source: the annotation of a GenBank genome assembly
AUGGUCACACACCAGGGCUCUAUUCGAUAUACCAACUCUGCCAACGCAUCAACCAUUACGACUCGACCCAGGGUGCAGAACGGGUACAUCUACUGGAUCUACAGCUCCAGCCAAACAAGCCAGACUGUCUACCUCGAAGGCGAAGGGUUCCCGCUCCGGCUGAAUCUGUGGACAGGACAAGUCUCGCCGAUCGCCUCCUUCAAGACUGCGGCUGGAUACACAGCGAUCAAUGUGACCAUUGGCCAAAAUGGCGCCGAGGCAAUUUUUCUAGGCCGUCCGAAUCCAUAUGGAGUGAAGAACCUGAAUCGCCACCUCGUCGCUACCGACGCAGAGGGCAUCACAGACGAAGAUGGCAAGGUCUAUGUGCGCGCAACCAAGAAUGGAAACCACUCUGCCCAGCUGUCUACCGGUCAAACGGCGGCCGUCCGAUUCUAUUCUAUCCCAGGCCCGAUUGUACCCACGCGGUGGUCCCUCACCGUCGAAGACUGGUCACCGGCAGUCGCCAACGCAACCGGACGAGACUCGCCUCUCACAGACAAGACCACUCUGUCUCCAGUGACUCUAGAAACGCUGCGGUCCUGGCAUAACAUCUCAGGACGUGAAUAUGCCAGCGGCGUAGGAACCUACAGGACAACAGCGAACCUAACCCUCACUCAGCCCCGAGGGUCGCAGAAGCCGCAGUCGCUGGGGGUUUACCUCUGCGUCGGAGACGUGCAAGGAUCGUCGAGCCUCAGGAUCAAUAACCAGGUUGUCCCCGGCCUCGACUUUUUCAACUCGGCUCCUCUGGAUGUGACUCGGCACCUUCGCGACGGAGAGAAUGAUUACAGUCGCGACAACGCUAUGGAACAAGCUUCGAAAGACCUGGCCAGCCUUGUGCGGGGCGGCGGGGCGUUGGAGCCCGAAAAGAUUGGGCUGCUGGGACCGGUGACUUUGACGUACUACGCGCAGGAGCAGGUUGUGUAA